Messenger RNA from Tupaia belangeri chinensis (Chinese tree shrew), 402 nucleotides. RefSeq names its product glutaredoxin-3. Gene Ontology annotation, cellular component: nucleus; cytosol. The record is from RefSeq and is a predicted model, not a curated record. Gene Ontology annotation, biological process: intracellular iron ion homeostasis. Lineage: Eukaryota; Metazoa; Chordata; Mammalia; Scandentia; Tupaiidae.
CUAUUCCAAUUGGCCUACCUAUCCUCAGCUCUAUGUUUCUGGAGAGCUCAUAGGAGGACUUGAUAUUAUUAAGGAGCUAGAAGCAUCUGAAGAACUAGAUACAAUUUGCCCCAAAGCUCCCAAGUUAGAGGAAAGGCUCAAAGUGCUGACAAAUAAAGCUUCUGUGAUGCUCUUUAUGAAAGGAAACAAACAGGAAGCAAAAUGUGGAUUCAGCAAACAAAUUCUGGAAAUACUGAAUAGUACUGGUGUUGAAUAUGAAACAUUUGAUAUAUUGGAGGAUGAAGAAGUUCGACAAGGAUUGAAAGCUUACUCAAAUUGGCCAACAUACCCUCAGCUCUAUGUGAAAGGGGAGCUUGUUGGAGGAUUGGACAUUGUUAAGGAACUGAAAGAAAAUGGUGAAUU